AUGCAAUUCUCAACCAACCUCAUGGCUGCCAUCCUCUUCACUGUCACCAGUGUCGCAGGCUUUGCUCUCCCAGUCCCCGCCCCGAGUCCUCUUACCGUUGCAGAACCAUUCAAGGUCGUAGACGCUAUCGUUCCUCGCCAAACAUUGGGACUAUGCGACUUUGGGGAUUGGACUUGCAGUGGGGGAAAUAUUUACCAAUGCAAUGGUGGAUGGCAAUUGAUUGCCAGCUGUGGAAGAAAUUGCCAGAUUAUCAAUGGCUCUCCUUUCUGUGUUUAA
Messenger RNA from Glarea lozoyensis ATCC 20868, 276 nucleotides. RefSeq lists its product as uncharacterized. The transcript is spliced from 2 exons. NCBI's taxonomy places the organism in Eukaryota, Fungi, Ascomycota, Leotiomycetes, Helotiales, Helotiaceae. The coding region runs from base 1 to 276 and encodes 91 amino acids. The record is from RefSeq and is a predicted model, not a curated record.